Messenger RNA from Torulaspora delbrueckii, 4185 nucleotides. It is a transcript of the gene TRM3, whose product is annotated as tRNA (guanosine(18)-2'-O)-methyltransferase. NCBI's taxonomy places the organism in Eukaryota, Fungi, Ascomycota, Saccharomycetes, Saccharomycetales, Saccharomycetaceae. The coding region runs from base 1 to 4185 and encodes 1394 amino acids. Gene Ontology annotation, molecular function: tRNA (guanine) methyltransferase activity; RNA binding. The record is from RefSeq and is a predicted model, not a curated record. The transcript has a single exon. Gene Ontology annotation, biological process: tRNA methylation.
AUGUCAAGUGGUACUGUAGUUUCGAGGUACCUUCCACAUGAAGCGCGAGUCCUGUUGCUUACGGAACUAGUUGAUGAGGGCAGAUUCAAUGAUGUGGUUGAACUGUUGGAUUCUACGGGACUAGAGAUUCCUUAUGAGAUGGGAAAGAACAUUUUUGAGGUUAUCAAGACGAGAAUGUUAGAUGUAAGUGAAAACCAGUGGCAGGAUCUGUCUCAGGAUGCGGAAAUGCGUACAUUAGCUCAGGUUACAUGCAAGAUGGACGUUGUAAGAGAAAUGGUGGAACAAUGGAUUGGAAGUCAACUUGUGGACUAUAUCAAGAAUAUUGGGGACAAUGAUUUUUCUCAAGAGAUGAUGUGUGACUUUCCAAGGCCCCAAGAAGAGUGCGAAGCGGUUGUGCUUCUUGCCUUCUUGGAAUUAGUAUACCUUUUCUCGAGCAAAACUCAUAAAUCAAAGCUAGACGGAAUUAUAAUGCUAUUGUUAGGGUGUGAGGACGAAAUUGUGACAUCCAAGUGCUCUAAACUAAUGAGAUGGCAUAUUAAUGAUAUAAUUGAAAGAUGCAAGGCUGAUCAAAUUUUUGAUCGUAACACUUGGGAUUUAAUUGACCGAGUUUUAAGCGGUGAUUCUGACUGCCCUUGGAAGCAAAGGAAUGGUCUGUCUUUUCUCCUAAGGUUCCUGGUGGCUUCAGACCCCACUCCAGCACUUGAAAAGUUUAUACAAAGAGAUGAGUAUUGGAUGCAUGUUCGAGCUGCACUUAGCCAAAAAGUUCACGAGUACCGUAAACUGGGAAUUUCGGUUUUGCAGCUAACGGUAAAGAAAAUUUCUACGUGGCCCGAGUCCUUUUAUACUUCUUUGAUAUCGUGGGAUCCCCUGCAUGGGUCGAAGUUCGUUCAAUCAUGGAAAGAGUUUAUGACACUCUAUGAAAUUGUUAGUUUGGAUACUGCGUUGAAUCAAAUUGAAGCGGCAAGUGGAGGCAUCUUGAAGCUUCUCGACGAAGGGGCCUUCUUGAACCCAAGUUGGGGAUUAAUAUUAUUUUCUACUGGGCUCAGAGCUUCAAUGGAAAGUGUUAGAAAAUACAUGGUAUCACUGUUGUUUCAAGUUAGAGAUAAAUCAGUGUUUGCUACCGAUUUGACCACCUUAAGGGCAAUUUUCUUACCGUCUAUUAUGGAAGCCCAUUUCUUUAAUAGUGAUGGCGCUGACUGUCCCUAUGGUGAACAUUUGGCCAAUUUUAUCUCUGCGAUAAUAACUGAGUCUGCAGAACAAGCGGAUGUUGUGGUUGAGGCCAUGUUGGAAACACUUGUCGAUCAGGGGGGCUCAUUUGAUCCUGCAAGAAUAUAUAUCUCAUUGGGUAUCCUAAAUUCUUUGCGUAAGAAGAACGCAAGAUUACUGAAUGCCAAUCAUCUGGAACUGAUAACAAAACUAUUCGAGUUCGAGAACGAAGAUGCCGUAUUCGAAACAACAAUUCAAACUAUCUAUCUAAAAUUCCUUCUUCACGUUUCUCCAUCAGUUACACCUAUCGAAUGGGCCGAAUGCAUUGUGUCGCAUAUAAAACGUAAUCAAGGCAGUUACGAGUUCUUUUCACCAAUGGCAGGACUGUUUGAGGAUUUCGCAUUGACUUAUUUUGGACCAGAUGCUGGAAGACAGCUUCUCGGCAGAGGCCAAACUUAUGAAUUAAUAGCCAUAAUCCUAUGGAAAUAUGAUGAUGUACCGGUGACACGCGAUCUAUUGAUUGAGGUCGCCAGAUCAGGAGAAAACGUUCCAGUAUACACUGAAAAUGCUACUGAGUACCUAGCUGCCCUGCUUAACGGAAAGGAAGUCAAUUACGAGUGCACUCAUCUUUUUGUCGACUACCCAGGGUUUAGUACCAAUACUUGGAAAUCGAUUGACCUGAAGCCUUUGUAUGAAUCAGUCACGCAAGAAUUUUCGGGCGAUAAGUUGAAGUUCUUUGUUGAAGUCUAUAAAAAGAUCUUCAAAAACACCAUAGACUCAUUUGAACUAAGUUGGCCACAAUUAAAAGAUCUUUAUGAAUUGAUCAAAGAACGCACUAGUUCUUGCACGCUCGUUGACUUCAAAACCAAGGACGAUUUAUAUGGUGUUUACUUCGAUCUACUUUCACUUUGCUUGAAGAUUAAUCCUUUGAAAGAUAGAGAUGAAGUUAACGAGUUUAUAUCCAUGCUCGAGAAUAAUGUACGGAACGACAACGGUAACUUCAAGGGAGAUCAAGGAACAUCUGAGUUGUGUGCUUAUUUUUUGACGACAUAUGUCAGUAACGAAGAAUCUCAAGAAGCCUGGAGCUACGUUUAUCGCAUUUUCGGGCUGUUAACAACGAUUUGGGAUAGUUUCAGCGCCGAAAGACUAGUACUCAAACAGAGAGAUUUACAUCUUUCAACUAUUAAUGGCCUAUUUCAUCCAUCUGUUUUAUUGUUUUCCUCUUUUCCAUCAAAAGAGGGAAAGAAAUUGGCUGAUAAGCAGCAUGAAUACAGCCGAAAAAUUGUCAAGCAGGCCUAUAGCAGGAGAAGCAUGCUACCUUUGAUGGGCCAAAACAUUAAGUAUUUCAUGCAUCUUCAUGGAAAGCAAUUACAGCAAAAUGACGAUUAUUGGUGGCUAAUUGACACAAUGAUUGCGAUAUUUACAUGUACUCAAACUACGGUGAACAUCUUUCAAAUUAAGACAGUUAUUGCUACUUUGUUUGACAAGAAGAUAGGUGCAUAUCAUAGCGGCUCCAGCGGUCUUUAUGAACGCACAUACGGGAUCGAAGAGUCAUCAGCCAAGAUUGAUGUUAUAACUGCUUUAUUGCAAUCUUCUGAUCAUUUUAAAGAUAGGUUUGUUUCAGAGACUAUCAAUCGCACUAAUCUACUUGUCGCCAAAAAGAAGACUGAUGGUGUUGAAGAGAUCCAGAGAUUACUUGAAUGGCAAUUGAUCCUUUUAUGCGUCAGCACGCAGGAGAAAGCCAACUUAGUUGAUACUGCUGCAAGGUUCGUAUUACCAAACCUCGUGGAAGAAAUCUCACCCAUAAUUAGGAUAUACAUGGAGUGGCUCAUUUCUUUGUCGCUAUCCGAGAAUUAUGGUCAGCAAGAUGCCUGCAAUCUGGAAGAUAAGAUAUUCUCAUUAAUGGACGAUCAUGCAAGACCGAUAGUUGUCGUAAGUGCCGAAAGAAUAAUUUACCUUGUCUUGAAAGCACAUAAAUUUAUGAAAGCUACUGGAUUCACUUCGUUAUUGAGCAAGUUCACAAGUAAAGUGGUGCCAAAUGCAACUUCUAAUAAACCACUGGUCAGGCAUUUUUCAAACUCUUUAAUGCUUGACUUCUGGCCAUCCUUCCAGGAAACAUUUAAGGAUACAACUCUGAAGGGUAUCAUUAAAGGACUCUUCGACAAGGCUGAAAGCACCAAAAUGAGCGGUCGGUACAGAGCUGGUGAUGCAAAUUUUUGGGAUAUAAAUGCCGACCUCACCUUAAUCGGAAUUUUUGGCGGCGUAAUGAAGAAGACUAUCGACCACGACCUGCCGUUUAUUUCUGAGAAGAAGUUUAAACAAUAUUUACCUUCAACAAAUCUAUUUCCAGUUGGUCAGGACGAGAGUUCACUGUGGCUAUUGAAAAGAAGUACUAACAGAUAUGCAGCCAAUAUGGCAGAUAUGUCGAGUGAGUCUACACAACUUCAAACCAAGAGUGGUGCAUGGGAAACAUUAAUGGACAUUGAUAGCGAUACCCCAGAUAAAAAUGUAACAAGAUCGGACCUAAUCGUUGUGUCUUCACUGGUCGACAAACCGCCCAACCUCGGUGGUAUUUGUAGAUUAUGCGAUGUGCUUGGUGUGGGCCUACUGGCGGUGCAGGAUAUAAGAGUGAAGAAUCAUCCACAAUUCAAAAAUGUUGCCGUCACGGCUGAUAGAUGGAUGCCCAUGGCUGAAGUAUCGAUUCAAGGAAUCGCUGAUUUCAUGCAAGAGAAGAAGAAAGAGGGCUAUGUGUUGAUUGGACUUGAACAAACAGAUAACUCGGUCAAACUCGAUACCCAUUACAAAUUCCCCAAGAAAUCACUAAUUUUGCUAGGUACCGAAGCGCACGGUAUCCCAGGUGAUCUGUUGAGCCAACUGGAUCUCUGUUUAGAGAUCCAGCAGUUUGGCGUCAUCAGAUCAAUGAACAUUCAAACCGCUACAGCUGUUAUUGUCCAUUCGUACACGAUUCAACAUAUGUAA